CGCUUUGGGAUGCAAAUGAGGCGCAGCGCGUGCGCCUCGCGAGGAGGAGGAGGGCUUGUUUAUGGAACCUGUGCCGGGAGCCACGCGCCGGGCGCGCGAAGUUGCCAAGCGAGCUUCCCAUUGGGUGGGAGGCGACUCGGGAGCCAAGCGGGCGGCGGGGGGUUGCGCGCGGGGUGUGCGGCGCGCGCCGCGUCGCGUGCUGCUGCCGGGGGCCCGCGAGCGGCGGCAGUAGCGCGUGUUGAUAAGGGGCAGAGCGGUGAGGCGCUGGCUGCAGAGGUGCUGGGCAGCGCGCGAGGAGCAAGAGCGAGGGAAGGAGGAACGAAGCGAGGAAGGAAGGAAAGCGGGGACGGGGCGCGCUCGGGUCCAGCGCCUUCCCACCGCAGCCGGCCUUCACCUUUGCAUCCCAAGGGAACCCCGACUCCAGCCUGCUGCCGCUUCGAUUUUGCGCGCCAAACUCCGGAUCUUAGCGAAGGCGCCGAGGCUAAGAGCCGGGAACAUCGAUGCCCCAAGAUGAACGGCGGGGCGAUCGCGACGGCCACGCAACAGGCGCCUGGCGAGAGUUUCCCUUUGGGCGGCAGCGUCGCCCACCCGGGCUCCUCGUUGGCGAUCCGGCUGCAGGCGGGACCCUCUCCGUCGGGGCAGCCUCCGCAGUGGGGCGCUGCUAAAAGCGGCCCCGGCCCGGCUGCGCAUUCCUCGUCGCGCUGCAAAAGCGCCAAGCGGCGCUCCAGCUCGCCGGAGCUGCUGCGCUGCAAGCGGCGCUUGGCGUUCCCGGGCCUGGCCGGCCAGGCGGGCGUCGGCGGAGCUGCGGCGGUGGCGCGGCGCAACGAGCGCGAGAGGAACCGCGUCAAGCUGGUCAACCUGGGCUUCCAGACGCUGCGCCAGCACGUGCCCAACGGCGCCGCCGCCAAGAAGAUGAGCAAGGUGGAGACACUGCGCUCGGCCGUCGAGUACAUCCGGGCUCUGCAGCAGCUCCUCGACGAGCACGACGCCGUCAGCGCCGCCUUCCAGGACAGGCUCCUGCAGCCCGGCCGCAUCGCCGCCGCCGCCGCCGCCUGCGCGGGCGGAGGAGGCUGCAGCGGCAGCUCGUAUUCCUCCGCCUCGCCCUCCUUCGACGGCCGCGACGGCAGCUCCGUGCCCGGCUCGCCGCGCUCGGCGUAUUCCUCGGACGAGAGCGGCUACGAGGGGGCGCUCAGCCCCGAGGAGCAGGAGCUGCUCGACUUCACCAGCUGGUUCGGCAGUUACUGACCCCCAGCCGCCACCGCCGACUCCGUCGAGGGAGCUCGCUCUCAACAACACUGAAAGGAGCGCUGUGUAGAACUUCAGUACCUCAUUGUCCCAGGCACCCGUUAAGAUGCAGCAGAAGAGCAACAAGGACCCUUAAUUUAACAUGCUUCCUACUUCCCUUGAGCCUCAUUGCAAAGGAUAUCAAACGCUCAGAUCCUUGUGACAUCUGACAUUGUUCUUUCAUGAAACAAAAGACUAGUGGCUUGUGAUCUUUCUUUCUUUCUUUUUAAAAAAGUGCAAUUAUGUAAAUAAGUAAUGGGGCCAAAGAUUAUACCUGCUGUUGUACAGUAGUAUAUGGUGCCCCCUCUUGAGUUCUUGAAUUACCAAUGAAAAAGCUUAUUUCUGAUUCCAGUGGCAGAUGGAGAUUACUGGGCUUCCACACUUAAUACGUGCAUACUUUUUUAUAUGGGAAGGGGUGAAAUAAUUAAAACUUGAUGCUUCCUUUUUUCUGAAUGGGAAGGGGACUAUUGCCAUGUCAGAAAUUAACUUUAUACGUGUAACUUGAACUGCCUGUGUGAACACUGUUGAUAUGAAGACUUAUUUUUGUACAAAAAUCUCUAGAAAUUGCAAUUGGAGAGGAAAUAUCUAUAGAAGUCUGUUGCACCCUUGACUUCUUAACACUGCCAGCUUAUACAACUUAGAUAAAGUUUCCUAACAUUUUAUACUAAAGGAGUGUAAAACUGUGUUGAAUAUGAUGUCCAAGACUUUGUUUGUAUUUUGUUUUUGGGUCUGGUGUGAAGGUUCAAUUCUCUGGAGAAAAACAACAACCCUGAAGUUUUAUUUUUAAUGUAUUGAAGGUAUUUUUGUAUGCACUUGUUAGGAUUUGUUGAGAUGUAUAUAUGCAGUUUUUAAAGAGUAUCCUAUUUUAUGUAAAUCAACUUUAUAAAUAAAAUCUAUUUAUAAAUAG
Molecule: messenger RNA, 2191 nt
Organism: Lacerta agilis (Sand lizard)
Lineage: Eukaryota; Metazoa; Chordata; Lepidosauria; Squamata; Lacertidae
Gene: ASCL2
Product: achaete-scute family bHLH transcription factor 2
Exons: 2
Coding region: 10-1245 (411 amino acids)
Biological process (GO): regulation of transcription by RNA polymerase II; developmental process
Molecular function (GO): RNA polymerase II transcription regulatory region sequence-specific DNA binding; protein dimerization activity; DNA-binding transcription factor activity, RNA polymerase II-specific
Source: RefSeq, a predicted model, not a curated record